UCCCAAAGCGGCUGCAUGCAAUCUACAACAACAACAAUAACAACAAAAUGAAUGUAACAAGAAAAUAUUGUCAGGUUUUAAUGAGGCACCAACUGAAACGUUUUUCAGGAAGUUUGUCGUAUGUGCAGCGAAGGAGGUACUCUGAGCAGUAUACUGGCAAGCUGUUGUCAGAACUGCAGGCCAAGAUCAAGUUCAGUGGACCGAUAACAGUCGCCGAAUACAUGAAGCAUGCAUUGACUCAUGCUACAGAGGGGUACUAUAUUCACAGAGAUGUGUUUGGAGUGGCUGGUGAUUUCACAACAUCUCCCGAGAUCAGCCAGAUGUUUGGGGAGAUGGUGGCCAUCUGGUUUGUGAACGAGUGGAUGAUGGUCGGUUCUCCCAUGAAUGUACAGCUUGUGGAAAUGGGGCCGGGCAGGGGGACCAUGGCUGACGACAUGCUCAGGGCAAUAUCCAACUUUCGAGAGCUGAACAAAGAAUUGAGCCUGCAUUUAGUGGAAUUGAGUGAGACACUCAGCAGAAUGCAGGAGGAGAAACUAUCCGCUACUCCUGAGAAAGUGUCUGAUACCACGGCCAGCUCUGAAGGGCCCCACUACAAGAGCUGUGUAUCAAAAUAUGGUCCCAAAGUGUUCUGGUACAGGGACGUACGGGAUGUACCUGCCGGCUUUAAUAUGUAUGUGGCACAUGAGUUCUUUGAUGCUCUUCCAAUACACAAAUUUCAGAAAACAGAGAAGGGAUGGCGUGAGGUUUUGGUGGACAUUGAUCCGUCUGCAGACAACAAGUUGCGGUUCGUCCUGUCGCCAACGCCCUCGGCAGCUUCCAAACUGCUGCUUAAGGUGUCAGAGAGUGAUUCACGUGACCACAUAGAACUGUGCCCUGAGGGCGCCUUGACUGUGAAGCACCUUUCAGAGAGGAUUCAAGAGCAUGGCGGAUGUGCACUUAUUGCAGACUACGGACAUAACGGCAUGAAGGAGGAUACCUUCAGAAGCUUCAAGGACCAUGCCCUGCAUGAGGUGUUAGAUGCCCCAGGAAGUGCUGACCUAACUGCAGACGUAGACUUUGCCUACCUGAAACUGCACACUGACGGGAAAGUGCGAGCAUUUGGUCCCGUGACGCAGUCCCUCUUCCUUCAAAACAUGGGCAUUGCCUACCGACUUAAGAUUCUCUUUGACAAGGCAGAUGAUGAGGGCAAGGACGACCUGCUAUCUGCGUUCAAGAUGUUGACAAGUCCCGAAGAAAUGGGCGAGAGAUUCAAAUUCCUAGCCCUUCUAAGUAACACAACCACCCACAACCCUGUUGGCUUUGACCCUCUGCCUGAAAAUAACAGAAGUAAAGAGGAGGAAUUGUGAUGAAAUAUUUGCAUUAUUUCUUUUCAUCAUGCUUAGAAAGCGAGGAAAAAAGUGCAUUUGAUGAAUGUAGAUGCAGUCUCUCAAAAACACGCAUGUUUUGUUUGACAGCCAGAAAGUCAAAGUUGCACCACACUUUGGUGUCAACACAUAAUUGAUAUUCAUCUCCACAAAACAUUAUCUUUGGAACACACUUUGCUGUCAAACUAACUUUGGUUUUAAACACAGUGAAUUGUGUUAAAUGUUUUUUGUUAGUGAUCAUAGUAAUAAUAAUAAAUUAAAGUGGCACAUAA
This is a messenger RNA of Dreissena polymorpha, 1636 nucleotides long. Its product is annotated as protein arginine methyltransferase NDUFAF7, mitochondrial-like. Gene Ontology annotation, biological process: mitochondrial respiratory chain complex I assembly. Gene Ontology annotation, cellular component: mitochondrion. The record is from RefSeq and is a predicted model, not a curated record. The transcript has 10 exons. Bases 48 to 1346 code for a protein of 432 amino acids. Gene Ontology annotation, molecular function: protein-arginine omega-N symmetric methyltransferase activity. NCBI's taxonomy places the organism in Eukaryota, Metazoa, Mollusca, Bivalvia, Myida, Dreissenidae.